AUGAAGGUUGAGGCCACCAGGGAUGCUUUUAUCAGCGACUAUGAGGCGCUACAAUUCAUGUCGCAUCUCCAAAGGAAGCACCAAUGGGUGGUAGACGAGGAUGUCGAAAUGGCAGACGACCGCCGUAGGAAGAAGAAACAAUACAACCACCCGGAGCUGCAGGCCAUCACAAAGGACGUUGUGAACUAUCUAACGACCAACAAAAACGCCGACCCUGAGGAGGAACAGCAAGCUGUCAAGUCAGGGAUUACGAGGAUGAACGAUGAAAAGUUCACCACCCUUAUGCGUACGUUGAACCAGUUCGAUCUCUAUAAGGCUGAAAAAUUACAGCUGGUUAACCAGUUACCGGUGAAUAUCGUUCACCUAUAUGCUCUUGUCGAGGAGUGUGAUAGUAGGUUCAGCGAGGAGCAGGUAUCUGCCAUUAUCGACGCCAUCACAACAGCAUGCGUAUAA
Molecule: messenger RNA, 453 nt
Organism: Eremothecium gossypii ATCC 10895
Lineage: Eukaryota; Fungi; Ascomycota; Saccharomycetes; Saccharomycetales; Saccharomycetaceae
Gene: RPC17
Product: DNA-directed RNA polymerase III subunit RPC17
Exons: 1
Coding region: 1-453 (150 amino acids)
Biological process (GO): transcription initiation at RNA polymerase III promoter
Cellular component (GO): RNA polymerase III complex
Molecular function (GO): nucleotide binding
Source: RefSeq, marked provisional